This is a messenger RNA of Oncorhynchus tshawytscha (Chinook salmon), 453 nucleotides long. Its product is annotated as ras-associating and dilute domain-containing protein-like. Bases 1 to 378 code for a protein of 125 amino acids. The record is from RefSeq and is a predicted model, not a curated record. NCBI's taxonomy places the organism in Eukaryota, Metazoa, Chordata, Actinopteri, Salmoniformes, Salmonidae. The transcript is spliced from 3 exons.
AUGACAGCCACCCUGGAGGUUCCAAGUCCCAGACAUGACAGCCAUGAGGGAGUUCCUCCGUCCCACAACAGUCCCCGGUCAGGAGGGGUGGAGGAGUGGGUGAGGGACAGAACCCCAGGCCAAUGUCACAACAGUGUGAGGAGAAAUGGCACCGCCCCCCACCUCCGGCCGACCAACCAGGACCCUUCGUGCCUCCUGACUUCGCCCAACACGCCCCGGAACCCGGAAGGGGGUGGGGCUGACCUGGUUGGACACGCCCCCCAGGUCAACGGCUGCAGUAAUAGGACACCUUCAAUGGACAGGAAGAAAAGCAACGGACUAGAGGGUAGUUUAUGUGAGUUCCCCUUCCCCAUGCCUCCCGAGGCCCUGCUACCCUGAUGAUGAGUGUUGUCUGGUGUUUGUAGUGGGCUGAACAAGGGACCCUACGGACUGGGCAUGGACUCAUAGACGGAC